Messenger RNA from Electrophorus electricus (electric eel), 2162 nucleotides. RefSeq names its product RAS-like, estrogen-regulated, growth inhibitor (gene rerg). Gene Ontology annotation, molecular function: GTP binding; GTPase activity. NCBI's taxonomy places the organism in Eukaryota, Metazoa, Chordata, Actinopteri, Gymnotiformes, Gymnotidae. The record is from RefSeq and is a predicted model, not a curated record.
AUUGCUUAUCAUUACUGUGCCUGAAUUUUCGGAGCAGAGCGCCCUUCACUAGGUUACCGGUACAGCUGGUGGGUUUGGUUGCCCAGCCUGUACCACUAGGGGCUUAAAACCUACUUGGCUUCUAUUUUUUUUUUAGAGAUUUCACAUUUUGGCAACAUAUUUGAAGGUGAUCCCAUCCUUACAUGCCGAGGCAGAGAUGAAUCGAUGAGGUGUCAGCGACGUUACACCCACAACUAUCCGCUCUGCGAUCGACUCGUUGUGCUGAAGUAAGUUCCCUCGCCAUGGCGAAGAGUCCUGAGGUGAAACUGGCCGUCUUCGGAAGAGCAGGAGUGGGAAAGUCAGCCCUGGUGGUGAGGUUCCUGACCAAGCGCUUCAUCUGGGAGUACGACCCCACGCUUGAGUCCACAUACCGACAUCAAGCCAACAUUGAUGACGAGAUGGUCAGCAUGGAGAUUCUGGACACAGCUGGCCAGGAGGACCAGCUGCAGAGGGAGGGCAACAUGCGCUGGGGUGAUGGCUUUGUCCUCGUCUAUGACAUCACGGACCGUGGCAGCUUUGAGGACGUGGCCCCGCUGCGCGGAAUGCUGGACGAGGUGCGGCGUCCCAAGCUGGCGCCGGUCGUGCUGGUGGGCAACAAGGCUGACCUGGAGCACGCGAGGCAGGUAGCCACGGAAGAGGGCGAGCGGCUGGCCGCCGACAUGGCGUGCGCCUUCUAUGAGUGCUCGGCAUGCGCCGAGCACGCAGGCACGGGCGGGGGUGUGGCCGAGGCCUUCUACGAGCUCUGUCGCGAGGUGCGACGGCGGCGGGCCGUUCAGGGCAAAGCCCGCCGCCGCAGCUCCACCACUCACGUCAAGCAGGCCAUAAACAAGAUGCUGACCAAGAUCAGCAGCUAGAGCCUCCACCCACUGGGCAGUGGGUGGGGGAGGGACAGGGUGGACAGAGGUGGAUGAGGAGGAGGAUGAGUGGCUGGGGUGAGGGGCCUGGAGUGGAAUCUGGCUCUGGGUCCAAACGCUUCAGGCAGAAACUCAGAAUCAUGCCAGAAGUUUAGGGAAAUUAUGGUUGAGCCUUUUCUGGGCAGGUAGAAGAAAACAUUACCAUCUUUUCCAGCUGGGAAUGUUUUGUUCCUGAUGACAGGAAGAGUGGAUGGAAUGCGCUCUGUCUUAAAAACUUGAUCUGCUACACAGUGUGCUGUGUGUAUACCAUAGUCCAUCGUAAAGAUAAAAAAGAGAUGACAGGCUGUAUCGGUUUCUGUAUCAGUUUCUGUGCCAUGGCGUGUUUUGUACAACAGUGCUUUCCUACACUCUGAGGCCUCUCCAUGUGUACUUGUUCUCUGAGAUGUAAUGAAGGAUUCACUGAAACAUCAGCAGAGAUAUAUGGGAGUAACAGAUCUCUAUACAGCCUGCCCUUUAUGCCUGCUGUUUGGUGCAUGUUGACCUAACCAAAAUCCUCUUUGAGCUGGGAUUGCAGUUAUUAAAUAAACCGUCAUCCACCUUCAUAAUAUAGUCCAAAAUAUAGACUUUUUAAAAUUUAUUUAUUUUUUUAAAAUCAAACGAAGUAAGCCUCACUACAAUGGACCCUCCCACUACAACCACCUUGGAAUGUGUCUAUAUCUUUGUUUUCGGACCUCUUAGAGAUUCUAUCUCGGCGUGGGGGUGGGGGGUGAGGGGUUGUUCUCUCUCUCCAGAACAAAAUAAAGCAGGAAAGCUAUGCCUCGUGGAGAGAUGUUUUUAACCAUAUUUUCUGUUCUUAUCAGUACCAUGUUGCUACCCACAUGAGUGUAUAUAUCAGCAGCUCUUUUCCUGUGUCUGUUCUUGGUCAUUUUUGAUCCAGAUCAAAACACCUUUAAUAAUAAAUAUUAUAUAUUACUGCCUUAAUAUCGGAAAUGAAAGAAGAUUAUUCAUCUAAUGACAUGACAUAUCAAAGCAAUUAAGGCUGAAUUAGGCAUGGUAACAGGUGACAGGUGUAUUGCAGGUAAAUGCCAAUUGGUUUUUGUUUGUUUGUUUGUUUGUUUGUUUGUUUGUUUGCAUUAUAAGAUAUGAUCAGACUGAGAUGACAGACCACACUGUCCCUCUUCCUGAGCACUUGUAAUAAGGAUGAUGAAUAGAAAAAUAUAUAUAAAUAUAAACAAGUGUUGUAAAAAGAAAAUAAACAACUUUUCUCCC